Molecule: messenger RNA, 1491 nt
Organism: Mustela erminea (ermine)
Lineage: Eukaryota; Metazoa; Chordata; Mammalia; Carnivora; Mustelidae
Gene: FGF4
Product: fibroblast growth factor 4
Exons: 3
Coding region: 1-618 (205 amino acids)
Biological process (GO): cell differentiation; positive regulation of gene expression; positive regulation of cell population proliferation
Cellular component (GO): cytoplasm
Molecular function (GO): fibroblast growth factor receptor binding; growth factor activity
Source: RefSeq, a predicted model, not a curated record
AUGGCGGGGCCCGGGGCGGCCGCGGCGGCGCUGCUCCCUGUCCUGUUGGCGGUGCUGGCGCCCUGGGCCGGCCGAGGGGGCGCCGCCGCACCCGCCGCACCCAACGGCACGCUGGGGGCCGAGCUGGAGCGCCGCUGGGAGAGCCUGGUGGCGCGCUCGCUGGCGCGCCUGCCGGUGGCCGCGCAGCCCAAGGAGGCGGCCGUCCAGAGCGGCGCGGGGGACUAUCUCCUGGGCAUCAAGCGGCUGCGGCGACUCUACUGCAACGUGGGCAUCGGCUUCCACCUCCAGGUGCUCCCCGACGGCCGCAUCGGCGGCGUGCACGCGGACACGAGCGACAGCCUGCUGGAGCUGUCGCCGGUGGAGCGGGGCGUGGUUAGCAUCUUUGGCGUGGCCAGCCGGUUCUUCGUGGCCAUGAGCAGCAAGGGCAAGCUGUACGGCUCGCCGUUUUUCACAGAGGAGUGCAAGUUCAAAGAGACCCUCCUCCCCAACAACUACAACGCCUACGAGUGCUACAGAUACCCCGGCAUGUUCAUCGCCUUGAGCAAGACCGGCAGGACCAAGAAAGGGAGCCGAGUGUCCCCCACCAUGAAGGUCACCCACUUUCUCCCCAGGCUGUGACUCCCGGCGUCCUGCCUCCAAGUCCCGGACAGUCAGGAGACUUUCUUCAGAUGGACGGUCUAAUGCAAGAGUAGGUGUAAGAUAUUUAAAUUAAUUAUUUAAAUGUGUAUAUAUCGCCACCAAAUUAUUUAUGGUUCUGUGGGUGUGUUUUGUAUUUUUCUGGGAAAAAAAAAGACAAAAAAUGACCCCCAAAAUCCCCAACCCUGAGUUUUCUGGGUAAGACGGUGAAGACCUUUCCACUGGCUGUAUUUAACUUGUCAAAAAGUUGUCACAAGUGUGCUGCUACUCUGUGUUUAAAAAUGGUGACAUCAGACCCCAGUCUCUGCCCUGCUUUGCAGGGUUCCCCGCACGGCGGUGGUGAGCAUCUCCGUGUCUGGAGAGGCCUUCCCCAGGGCUUCGGAGCCAGCAAAGGGACCCUCCCUGCCCCGGCUCUGCUCCUAGCACCCCCCAGCGCCUCGCUCCUUUGUGCCCCGCUGCUGUUCAUGGGACAUAUCGCUUUACUCCGGGUACCGAAAAUGCACCGUGGGAGUGCCCCGCUGCCCCUCUGUUUUUAGAUCUGCCAAGACUGACCUUUGAACUUCGCUGUAGUCAAUCUUCCUCCAGCUCCCCGAUGGGGGAGAGACUCUUAGACAACUUUUAUAAACUCCUGUUUUCCUUUUUUGGAUCAGCCGCAGCCUGUGGUUCUCUGUGGCCACUGGGGUAGAGGCAAAAACAAAGCAGUUUCGUAAAUCUGACGGAAAGGCACGGACAGCCCGCCGGAAAGCUGGUCACGGACCGAUGGGUGUGUUUGCCAGCCACAACCAAAACUCUAGUGAUAAAAUACAAGCGUGCGGUAGCUGGUAUUUCUGAUAAGUAAUAGAAUAUAGGUUUUUG